AUGGUAGCGGCGAUGCGGCGGCGGGCGAUCCGAGCGGCGGGCGCGAGCGCGAAGAGGAGGAAAUGGCGUGAACGAACGAAUGGAAUGAAAUGGGGCAAUUUUCACCAGUGUGUGGAGCUCAUCCGGUCUUGCAAGACAAAGCCACAGAUCAAGUUUGCCCAAUCUAAAAUUUUCCAAAUUGUUGGCAAAUCCCACAACCACAGCAGCACUUACCUCUCCAACCUCCUCAUUGAAGCUUAUGGCAAAUGCGGUAGCAUCGAAGAUGCGAUUUCUCUCUUUGAUUCCAUUGCGAACAAGGAUGAGUUCUCCUGGGUGAUGAUGCUCUCGGCAUAUGCCCAAAACGGGCAUAUCCACGAGGCCCGCGGCAUAUUCGACGCCAUGCCCACCAAGAACAUCGUCGCGUGGAAUUCCAUCCUGGCCGCAUAUGCCCACCAGGGAUCCCUCGGCGAUGCUUGGAAUAUUUUCGACGCAAUGCCCGAGAGGAACUUGAUGACGUGGACGUCGGUGCUGACCAUGUAUGCCCGGAGAGGGCAUAUCCCACUCGCCGAGGGGAUAUUCUCCCAGAUGCCCGAGAAGGACCUUGUUUCGUGGAACGCGAUGAUCUCGGCAUAUGCCCACUCUGGGCAUAUUCUCCAGGCCAGGAGAACGUUUGAAGAGAUGCCUCUUAGAGAUCUCACCUCUUGGGGGUGUCUCAUCUCUGCCCUAGCGAGGGAUUGCGUCGCGGAUCUAGAGACUCUCUGGAUCUACCAGAUGCCCGAGUGGGAUUCUAUCUCCUGGAAUGGAUUUCUCUCGGCGAUUGCUCACUGUGAUCGCCUGGAAAACGCGAAGAGGGUGUUUGAUUCCAUGCCCCAGCGAGACAUUGUCUCGUGGAACGCGCUCCUCGCGGCGUAUGCUUCCAGGGGCGAUUUGAUGGAAACGAUGAGGAUCUUCCAGAAAUUCAUGCCCGAGCACAACAUUGCGUCUGAGAACACGAUCAUGUCAGCGCUAGGCGCCGCAGGGGACGUAGAAAACGCCGAGAGGAUCUUUCGCGAAUCGAUGCAAAGGCACGAUCGCGUCUCGUGGAAUGCGAUGCUAGCGGCGUAUGCCAAGAGCGGGGAUUUUGAUCGAGCAAAAGGGUUCUUCAAUCGAAUGCCGGAGAAGGACGUGAUUUCCUUCACGGCGAUGAUCGAUGCUUUCGCUAGCAACAAUCAAAUCGAAGAAGCCACAAAGCUCUUCGAUUCGAUGCCCGAGAGGGGACUUGGAACUUGGAACGCGAUGCUCUCAAGCUAUGCCGAGAAAGGGAAUCUGGAAGAAACAAGAAGCAUCUUCGAUGCCAUGCGUGAGAAGGAUUCCAUUUCCUGGAACACCAUUCUAAUGGCAUAUUCCAUGAAAGGUCACAUUGAGGAAGUAGAAGGCUUGUUCUUCUCAAUGCCCUUUCCAGACCUGAUCUCGAGAACAAUCCUCUUCACAGCAUAUGCCCAGGUUGGGCAUUUAGGACGAGCGAAAUUUCUCUUCGAUUGGUUGCCCUGGCGAGAUCUCGCGUCCUGGAACGCGAUGCUAGCGGCGAUCUCGCGGAAUGGCCGUCUCGAUGACACUGAUCGAUUCUUCUCUAAAUUGCCGCAGUGGGAUCAAACCUCCUGGGAUGUUCUAGUCGCGGCAUUUGCCUACAAUGGGCAAGAAGAACAUGCCCGGCUAGUCUUCACCAAAAUGGCGGUGGAGGGAAUCGAACCACGAGAGCCGGCGUUCGUUUGCCUUCUCGUCGGCCACACCCACAGCGGCGACCUAGAUUCGGGCAUCUCUCUCUUUCGCUCCAUGGCAGUGGAUUUCCACGCGGCGCCCAGCAAGCAGGCAUUCAACGCGAUGGUGGGUUUGCUGGGAAGAUCCGGGCGCCUGGACGACGCUCGCGAGCUCUUGAUCGCCAUGCCAUUCAAUCCGGGCGCGCCGGACUGGAAAUCACUGCUGGGCGCUUGCACGAGCAUAAAUAAUCUCCAGCGCGGGGCUCAAGCCGCGGAGAAUGUAGCGCGAUUGGAUCCGGCAGCGCCGGCGCCCUAUCUCUUGAUCGCGAAUAUGUGCUCGCGGCAUCGAUGA
This is a messenger RNA of Selaginella moellendorffii, 2067 nucleotides long. Its product is annotated as pentatricopeptide repeat-containing protein At4g02750-like. Lineage: Eukaryota; Viridiplantae; Streptophyta; Lycopodiopsida; Selaginellales; Selaginellaceae. Bases 1 to 2067 code for a protein of 688 amino acids. The record is from RefSeq and is a predicted model, not a curated record. Gene Ontology annotation, molecular function: protein binding. The transcript is spliced from 2 exons.